This is a messenger RNA of Carya illinoinensis, 615 nucleotides long. RefSeq lists its product as uncharacterized. NCBI's taxonomy places the organism in Eukaryota, Viridiplantae, Streptophyta, Magnoliopsida, Fagales, Juglandaceae. The transcript has a single exon. The coding region runs from base 1 to 615 and encodes 204 amino acids. The record is from RefSeq and is a predicted model, not a curated record.
AUGUUCGUCUGGAGAGUUUGUAAUGAAGCUCUGCCAACUUAUUCUAAUCUUUCCAAGAGGAAAAUAAGAGAGGACAGUAACUACCCUAUAUGUGACCUUGAAGAAGAGACCUCAGGUCAUGCUUUGUGGAGUUGCAGUGCAGCCCAAGAUGUAUGGAGUCAAGCCUAUAGACCUAUACAAAAGCUCUCCCUUUAUGGAAGGUCCCUAAAAGAACCCUGGCAGCAUAUGAUGGGCAAGCUACAAAAGCCAUUAAUAGAGGAAAUAGGUUCAUUUAUGAGAUUAAUAUGGGCAAGAAGGGACGAGUAUGUGCAUGGGAAGGAAUUCAAACAUCCAAAUGCAGUGUUGUAUAAAGCAUUGGAUGACUUAAACUGCUACAAAACCACAAAACAGAAUAAUAUAAAUGGAAAAGCUGAUGACUCUUGUGAAAACCAGCGAUGGAAACCACCCCGUGAGGGAACAUACAAGCUGAACUGGGAUGUUGCUAUAAACCAAUCUCUAGGUCUCACGGGUAUAGGUGCAAUUAUCGGGGACUCUAAUGGCAAGUCCUUGGUACCCUCCGAGCAAGAAGAAGUUACAAAUUGUCCCCUUUCACUGUUGAGGCUUAUGUCAUGGUGA